Messenger RNA from Bombus pyrosoma, 3789 nucleotides. RefSeq lists its product as uncharacterized. The coding region runs from base 219 to 1010 and encodes 263 amino acids. The record is from RefSeq and is a predicted model, not a curated record. NCBI's taxonomy places the organism in Eukaryota, Metazoa, Arthropoda, Insecta, Hymenoptera, Apidae. The transcript is spliced from 5 exons.
AGGUUAUUUGGAAAUGUUUUAACGGAAAUUACCAAUCACGAGUCAUAUAUAAUUUAAUAAAUAAAUUAUAGUAAGCAAGUAUUUCGAAAUAUAUCUUUUAAGAAAAAUAAUAUUCUUAAUUGACGGUUGUAAAUCCUUAGAAGAAUAUGGACAAUAUUCUAAAGGAAAUUAUAUAAAAAAAUUUAAUGACUAUUAAUGUAUUUAUCUUAUGAAUUAAUAUGUAUAUGUAUAUAUACAUGUUCAUGAAAAUCAUGAUGUCUCAAAAUAAUGAAAAACACGAUUUACAUUUAAUGAAAUAUAUUAAUAAGAGUACAGAAUUAAAAAUUAUUAGAGGUACUUUAAAUACAAAAACUAAUACGCUACGAUUUAAAAGAGAAAUACUCAAAGAAAGAUAUAAAGACUUGGAUAAUAUAAAUUGCAAAGUAUGGGUUACAGAAGAUGAAUUUUGUAACGAAAUUUGGAAUUUUUCUUUAAGGCAUAAUUUUAAUUCUAUUUUUAAUCAAAAUUCUCAUAUUACAAAAGUAGAUGAACUUCACAAAUGUAAAUACAACACUGUGAUUGGUGAAAAUUUAAACAAAGUUGAUAUGUGUAAUAAAGUAUUAAAAUUAAAAAAUGAAAUUGAUAUUACCAAUAAGGAAAUAAUACUUAUUCGUAACAAAAAUACAGAAACCGAUUUAAAAUAUUGUGAAUCUACUUUAGAUGAUCUAAAAUCUUUUUCGGAAGAGAUAUUACAACUUAUAAGAUUAAUAAUUACUUCAGGGAAAAAUGUAUACAAUACAAUGAUAAAUCGGAAAUUAAGUACAAGUCUAAUGGAAGAAUUUACGAGUGCGAGAAAAUUGUUCCAAAGAUCUAAUUUUUGCGGUAGUGCUUUAACUGAAAAUAUUGUUUCUCCAUCCAAAAUUAUUGAAAAAUCUAAAGAAUGUCAUAACAUUAAACAUAAUGUAAAGUUCGGAAGAUUUAUUAUGAAAACACGAAGUCUUAUUUCUCUUAAAUAUGAAAAAAAAAUGUAAGAAAUUCAGGAUGAGAGAAAUGAAUUAACGUAUUUGUAGAAGUACUUCAUUUCGUAAAAAUAAUGUAGUGUAAUUGCAAUAUCGCGGAAGUUACUAAUAUAUAUAAUAAAGUAUUUUAUAAGUUAAUUUCAGUAUUAAACAAUAAUUUGAAUAAAAUCAGAGUCCCAAACCGUUUAUGUUAUAUUUAUAUAUUUAGAAAUAUACAGCGUCCUAUAUAUUCAUAUACAUUGAAUUACAUUAAUAUCAUUUUAAAAUUAUAUAUACGUAAUGUCGCACUUGAUAGACUAUUCAACAAGAUUAUAAUUUGAGAAGUAAUUUAUUUCAUCUUCAUACAAAUUUAAUCAUUUUUUAAUCAUACUAUAGUAUUACUUAUGUAUUUUAGAACUGUUGAACAGUUUAUCACAACAAUUUGUAUUAUAGCACUCUUUUUGGCAACUCUUAGAUAUACUCUGAUACUCAUUUAAUAUUUUACUGUGUGUUAAACAUACACAAGUAUAUACUGUUAAAAGAAAAUGAUAUUUCAAUUGCAACAUUUUAUGUUUUUUUUAGUAAGGAAGAUGAAUGUAUAUAUUUUGUAAAUUAUAUGCACAACUAUUAUUGUUUAUAACACAAAGAUAAGCAAUUUGACAUGAAAUUUAUAAAGUGACAUUAAUAUUUAAUUAAUUUCAAUUAAUUUGAAAGUUAUUAAUAGCAUAAAACUUAUUAUUGAUAUAAUCUAUAAAAUUUGUCAUUGCAUAAAGAAAAAAUUUUUAACAUGAAGUUACGUAAAGUUUUAUUUAUACAAUAUUAUUAUCGGUCUUUAUUUUAUGGACAAGUUGUAGAAGUUUGAAAGACAAAGUUUAAUGCAAAUACAUUACAUUAUAUUAUAGUUGAAACAUAACUAGUGUAGAAAAAUUGUGUAAAUAGACACAUAACAAAUCAUACAUUUAUGUCAACGAGUAGUUACAGAAUAGACAUACUUUCUCAUAAUUACAAUUAAAAGUUUGCUAAGUUCCAUUUUAUGUUUUAUAUGUUUCCAUAAUUCCCAAAAUUAAUAAUUUUACAUUUUCAUUUACAAAAUAUUAUAACUUAAAAAAAUUGGAGUAGAAUCUAUGAAUACUACUGUUCAUUUACAUCAUACACAUCAAUGUUUUAAUACUUAUAAUCUUUGUUUACUAACAAGCAUAUAGUCAAUGUUUCCAAUAUAUUGAAAUAAUACUAACUAAAGAAUAAAAAAUAUCUGUUUGAUAUAUAUAUAUAACUUACAACAUAUUAAUAUAAUAUUAUUUUGAGUUAUACAAUUAAUACAAGUAAAAUUGUGCUAAUUAUUUAAUUUCUUAUUGCACAGCCAUUGCAUAGUAAAAUGGAUUAUAAAUCAAAUUUUUAUGAUUGCAUUUAUUAGUUUCUAAGAAAAACAGGUAGUAUCAGGUGUAUGAGUGUAAGAAUCUGUAACAUGUUUUAAAAAUCAAUAUAUUGUUGGCUAUAAAUAAAAUCCAAUCAACUGUUACAGUUAUGAAUUCAAUAUAAAACAUACAUAUAUACAUAUACAUAUAAGUUUGUAUACAACUGACCAUAUUCAAUAAUGUGAUCAAUUAUUAUAUAAUUAUUUGUAAUUGAUAUUGGCACUAUAUUUCAGUGCAGAAAAAAUACGAAAAUUUUACUAAUAAUAAAAAUACUUGCCUUUUUAAAUGACAUCAGAAGCACAUAUGGAACUUAGCAAAAAAUGAUCUUACAAUAAUAUAAUAUUAAAACUAGAUAAUAAUAUGCUUGUUUGGCAGCUCCUUCAUCUGAUGAGAGCAUACUAAUGACUCGAUUAAAAAUCAUAAUUGCACUAAUUAUUACAGUUAAUUAAUUUAAAACGUCACAAUUUUUAACUUUUCUGUAAACAUAUACAUGUAUAAGUAAAUGUAUAUUAUAAUUGCCACUGAAUAUUGCAACUUAUUUAACAAAUGUGAAAAAAGUAUUUUUUUAAUAAUUAUUUAGAAUAUUUAAAUAUAAGAUUGUUUAUAUUUAGUCUUAGAAAUAAAAAAAUAAUACGUUAUUCAUUACAGUAUGCUAAAUGAUAUAUAAAUAGAUUUUUUUGCCUUUUGGAAGAGUGUUUUCUUGUGAAACCUCUCAAAACUGAAGCUCCUGUGGUAUAACAUAAAAUAACUAACACAAUAUCUACUUUCACGCUAUAAUACAAGGUAAACUUAUCAUUAAAAAUAAUUUUAAUUCUUUCGUCAAAAUAUCUUGUUUGUAUGGCAAUGGAUAGCAGUAACUAAAAUAUAAAAUCAUUGAUGCCGAUUCUUAAUUGCAUUUCUUCAAUUGAAUAAUAUUAUCUCACUCGAUUGUAGUUUACUAUAUAGUAAAUCUUGAAAAUAAUAAUGAUAUUCAUGUACCUGUCUGUAAGAAACUAUGAACUUAAUGUAUAUUUGAAGUUACAAGAUAACUGUAAUGCAUAAUAUAGUGUAAAACAAUAUAUUGCAUGCAAAUUAAAAUACAUUAUAUUUUAUAAUAUUGAUAAAUAAUAUACAUAAAAUAAACAACAUAAAUGAAUGAAAUAUGAACUAUAUAUAUUAAUAAAGUAUGAGUACAAUUUAUGUCAUUACUAUAUCUAAAAUAUUUCAUCAUGAAUUUAUUUUCUUAUAGCUUUAUUAGCGGUUGUGCAUAUUUCCAAGUCAGCACCAAUUUCAUAAUUUAUUUAUAUAUGUUUCUUUUUUUCAUAUUGAGAAUGUAUCGCAGACAUGUGAUUAGUUAUUAUUCAUGUUAUGAGAAUACAAAUAUAUGCACAUUUUCAUAUAUUAUAUAUCCAUAAUUG